Neoarthrinium moseri is the source of this 4110-nucleotide messenger RNA. RefSeq lists its product as uncharacterized. The record is from RefSeq and is a predicted model, not a curated record. The coding region runs from base 1 to 4110 and encodes 1369 amino acids. Gene Ontology annotation, cellular component: membrane. Gene Ontology annotation, molecular function: ABC-type transporter activity; ATP hydrolysis activity; ATP binding. NCBI's taxonomy places the organism in Eukaryota, Fungi, Ascomycota, Sordariomycetes, Amphisphaeriales, Apiosporaceae. The transcript has 4 exons.
AUGGCUGCACGGUCCAACCAGCCUCAAGAGGCUCCUUCACUGCUGGACGUCGAAAAAGUCGAACCUGCGAGCUCAAUUGCAACUUCGAUGGAUAACGGGCCGCAUGGGCGUGAGGAACGGGCAUCCCUACCUGUCGGAAGCCACCUAUCGUUGGAUGAUGUUGAGCCAGUUGAUGUUCAACUCAGAGAUCUUACGGUCAAAGUUGACACCUCGCCGUCUAUACUUGAUCCAGCCACCUUUACUGGGUUGUUCCGUAAGAGCUCGAGUGGUCCAAGUACGAAAACAUUACUCAGCUCCAUGAAUGCUUCCCUCCUACCCGGGACUCUGACAGCAAUACUUGGGGGGAGUGGCUCCGGCAAGACGACACUGCUCAACACGAUUGCUGAGCGCAUGAACAGUGGACGGCUCUCCCAGAGUGGAUCUGCAACUUUCAAUGGGCGUGAGGGUGUGCGCACGGCUAGGCAUGCCUACGUCAUGCAACAAGACAUAUUACUGCCGACGUUGACAGUUCGUGAGACAUUAAGAUACUCCGCAGAAUUGAGACUGCCGUCGUCCGUGUCGCAUGAGGAGCGGCUACGCGUAGUUGAGGAGGUCAUUCUCGAACUAGGGCUCAAAGAGUGUGCCGACACGCGCAUAGGCAACAGUCAGCAUAGAGGAUGCUCUGGUGGGGAGAAGCGCAGAACAAGUAUUGGCGUCCAAUUACUUGCUAACCCGUCGAUCUUGUUUCUGGAUGAACCGACCACUGGCCUAGAUGCCACCAGUGCCCAUCAACUUGUCAAGACUCUGAAAUCACUCGCUCAGAAAGGCCGGACGAUCAUCACGACAAUACACCAACCCAGGUCGGAGAUAUGGGAUCUUUUCGACAAUCUAGUUAUUUUAUCUCGAGGCAAGCCUGUUUUCUCGGGCCCCUUGCGGGAAUGUAGCCCAUGGUUUUCCAACUUGGGCUUUGAGUUACCGCCUUUUGUCAACCCUGCUGAAUUCUACAUCGAUCACGCCGCUAUCGACAAUCGCACGCCAGAGCUCGAGGCGGAGUCGACACAGCGCGUGGAGGGAUUGGCGACUGCUUGGCAAGAAGAAACGCCCAAGAGAUUUGCUGCUAUUCCGUCUUCCAAAGCCGCUGAACCAGAAAAUGGGGCGAAGAAACAGCUUCACGAUCAACAUGCUGGGUUUUUCCGCCAGCUCCGUGUUUUAACAGACCGAACUCUAAAAGUCACAAUACGAGACCCGAUGGGCAUGGCAGGCUCAGUGGGUGAAGCCAUCCUUAUGGCAAUCAUCACCGGCUAUAUAUUCUACGCUCUCGCCAGAGAUCAGCCUGGUAUCAGAUCACGACAGGGAGCCCUGUACACGUCUGUUGGUCUGCAGGGAUAUCUAUACCUCAUGUUUGAGACGUACCGUCUUACCAUCGAUAUACCGACAUUUGACCGUGAACACAGCGAAGGCUGUGUCACAGCGUUGCCAUUCAUGCUAUCUCGCCGAAUUGCACGAUUGCUCACAGAGGACAUCCCCGUCCCCUUUUUGUACAGCGUUAUUUACUAUUUCAUGGUUGGCUUUGAUCGAGAUGUAGAGAAGUUUUUCACCUUCUUCUCAAUCAUCCUCUUGAAUCACUAUAUCGCAGUCACGCUGGCAAUGACUUCGGUGGCUGCGGUCAGGCAUUUCCCGGGCGCAAGCCUGAUCGGGAACCUGACCUAUACCUUGCAAAGUAUGGCUUGCGGUUACUUUGUGCAGAGUAACACCAUCCCGAUCUAUGUGCGCUGGUUGAAAUAUGUGACAUACACGUACUAUGCUUUCGGGGCGCUGUGCGGCAAUGAAUUUCAAGAUAGCUUCUAUGACUGCCCCUUGGAAGGAGGCGCUGAUAAUCCAGCAUGUGUAUCCUACACGGGUGUUUACAUAAUGGAUAACCUGGGCUUCCCCAGAAAUUGGAUUGCGAGACCCAUAUGGGCAAUGGCAGGAUUCGUUGGUCUCUUCUGCGUCACAGCUUGGAUCGGGCUGGCAUUCUUGAAUGUUGAGAUGACCAUUGCUCGAUCGAGGACAUCCGAUACCGAUCUUUCCGCCGGCAAGGAGAAGAUAAAUGCCAGAUCAAUCCAGGAAGUGCGAGCCAUAGAUGUUGGCCUUGACGACUUUGCCUUGGCUCUCGAAAAGCGAACGUCGCUGGGAAAGAAGCUACCAAUGAAGACUAUUCUCAACCCGGUCAAUGCAACCUUUCGCGCAGGGCAGCUCAAUAUUAUCAUGGGGCCAUCAGGUAGUGGGAAGACGUCUCUGCUGAAUGCGAUGGCCCAGCGCCUCAACAGUUCUGUGGGCACGCGGUACUUGCCUUCCGGAAAGUUGACCUUCAAUGGUGCCGUCCCAUCCGACUCCGUUACCAGAUCGGUGGUUUCGUAUGUCUGUCAAGAUGAUGAUGCGUUACUGCCGUCACUCACGGUUCGUGAGACUCUACGCUUCGCUGCCGGGCUGCGCUUGCCGUCAUUCCUGACCAAGGAGCAGAAAAACGAGCGAGCUGAAGAAGUCCUACUGAAAAUGGGGUUGAAGGAUUGUGCGGACAACCUGAUCCUUACAGAUCCCCGUGUCCUGCUGCUUGACGAGCCUACUUCCGGUCUGGAUGCCUUUACCGCAAACAGUAUUCUGGAGGUGUUGCACGGGCUAGCCAACGAGGGACGCACCUUAAUCCUGACCAUACAUCAAGCUAGGUCAAAUCUGUUCAGUCGCUUUGGCAAUGUCCUCUUGCUGGCACGUGGAGGUUCACCUGUGUAUGCUGGGUCGGCAACAGAUAUGAUAACGUACUUCGGCAAUGUUGGUUACGAGUGCCCUAAGCAUACGAAUCCCGCCGACUUUGCCUUGGAUCUGAUCACUAUCGAUCUUCAGGAAGAAAAUAAGGAGGUAGAGAGCCGAGAGAAGGUUAAACAGCUUGUGGAAUCGUGGAAGACACACUCCCAAACAGAUUCCGCCGCGAAGGUCCAUACCACCCAACAUCUUUCAAACGUCGGAGAGGCAGAUGGAAACGAACCCAAGACAAGCAAUACCCGAGUAGCGAGUCUGGGACCAUCUCAGGCUAAUGCUGAUACAGUAUCUGAGAAGGGCGAGGCUAGCGGCCUGCAUCAUCAGCUCGCGGAGCCACCUGUGUCGUCUGCUCGCAGGUCGUUCAAUAAGACAGCUUUGGCAACUCCGGCUGAGCUUGGAGCAAUGGUACACAGGCGAGCUACAUUCACGACUGCGUUGCCCCUGCUCCUGCAUCGAGCUACGAUAAAUAUCCGACGGCAGCCUCCAUUGAUUCUUGCACGGACGAUGCAAGUACUUGGCCUUGCACUGGUUCUUUCGCUAUUCUUUGCACCGCUUCAUAACGACUACCCUAGCAUACAGAACCGCGUGGGUUUUGUUCAAGAGGUGGGCGCAUUCUACUUCGUGGGGAUGCUGCAAAAUGUGGCAGUAUACCCUGCCGAGCGCGAGGUUUUCUACCGCGAGGAUGACGACUCUGUAUACAGCAUCGAAGCAUUCCUUGCGACGUAUACGAUACUUGAAAUACCAUUCGAGAUCAUUUCGUGUCUGAUCUUUGGAGUGCUCGCCGAUCUGGCGGUCGGGUUCCCCAGGACAGUGGAGAUGUAUUUUGUCUGCGUUUUCUGCUGCUUUGGGAUUGUCAAUUGCGGCGAGAGCCUGGGAAUCAUGUUCAACACCCUGUUCAACCACACUGGGUUCGCAGUCAACGUCAUCUCUGUUCUGCUCAGUGUCGCGCAGAUCAUGGCAGGUAUCAUGUCGAUCGACAUGCCGGAACUGUUCAAAGCAUUCAACUACCUAAGCCCGCUGAAGUAUGCGACGGCAGCCUUGGCACCUUUCAGCCUGAGAGGGGUCGAGUUCACCUGCGACGACACGCAGAAGCUGCCAAACGGUGAUUGUAUUAUUUCGACGGGUGAGCAGGUACUGGAUCUGUACAAGUUGAACGGCAACGCGGUGGUCAACAUCGGUGCCCUGGCGGCCACAAUCGUCGUCUACCGUUUGGUAGCUUGGGCAUUGCUUCGACUGUGUCAUAUCGGCGUUAAGGCCGCAGAGAACAUCGUCGAUGCGCAUGGAUACGGCGACAACCUCGGCCUCGCCCAAUUCGACCCUAGCAACAGGGCAUAG